This is a messenger RNA of Dromaius novaehollandiae (emu), 2130 nucleotides long. It is a transcript of the gene MGRN1, whose product is annotated as mahogunin ring finger 1. The transcript is spliced from 18 exons. Gene Ontology annotation, molecular function: ubiquitin protein ligase activity. The coding region runs from base 118 to 1794 and encodes 558 amino acids. Gene Ontology annotation, biological process: protein ubiquitination; endosome to lysosome transport; negative regulation of G protein-coupled receptor signaling pathway. Gene Ontology annotation, cellular component: plasma membrane; nucleus; cytoplasm. The record is from RefSeq and is a predicted model, not a curated record. NCBI's taxonomy places the organism in Eukaryota, Metazoa, Chordata, Aves, Casuariiformes, Dromaiidae.
CUCUCCCGGCCUGCCCCGCGCCGCCACCGCCGCCGCCGCCGCCGCCGCCGUGGGUGCGGGCCGCUCGCCGCCGCACUUGUCUCCGUCGCCGGCGCGCCCGCCCUGCCCGCGGCCGCCAUGGGCUCCCUGCUCAGCCGGCGCAUCGCGGGCGUGGAGGACAUCGACAUCCAGGCCAACUCGGCCUACCGCUACCCGCCCAAGUCCGGAAACUACUUUGCAAGUCACUUCUUUAUGGGAGGCGAGAAGUUUGACACACCUCACCCCGAGGGCUACCUUUUUGGGGAGAACAUGGAUCUAAACUUCCUUGGGAAUAGACCUGUUCAGUUUCCCUAUGUAACUCCAGCUCCACAUGAGCCUGUGAAGACACUGAGAAGUUUGGUGAAUAUCCGCAAAGACUCUCUCCGUCUUGUGAGGUAUAAAGAUGAUGUUGACAGCCCUACUGAGGAGAAUGGGAAGCAGAAAGUCCUGUACAGCCUGGAGUUCACAUUUGAUGCAGAUGCCCGCGUUGCCAUCACAAUCUACUGCCAAGCUACGGAGGAGUUUGUCGGUGGCAUGGCAGUAUACAGCACAAAGAAUCCCUCUCUGCAGUCGGAGACGGUUCAUUACAAGAGAGGGGUAAGCCAGCAAUUCUCCCUGCCUUCCUUCAAGAUUGAUUUCUCAGACUGGAAGGAUGAUGAGCUCAACUUCGACUUGGACCGUGGUGUGUUCCCGGUGGUCAUCCGAGCGGUGGUAGACGAAGGGGACGUGGUGGUUGAGGUGACAGGUCAUGCCCAUGUUCUUCUGGCUGCAUUCGAAAAGCACGUUGAUGGCAGUUUCUCCGUGAAGCCUUUAAAGCAGAAGCAGAUUGUUGACCGGGUGAGCUAUCUGCUUCAGGAGAUUUAUGGCAUCGAGAACAAAAACAACCAAGAGACCAAGCCUUCAGAUGACGAGAACAGUGACAACAGCAAUGAGUGCGUGGUUUGCCUCUCGGACCUCCGCGACACCCUCAUUCUGCCCUGCAGACACCUCUGUCUGUGCAACUCCUGUGCGGACACCCUGCGCUACCAGGCCAACAACUGCCCCAUCUGCAGGCUGCCCUUCCGCGCCCUGCUGCAGAUCCGAGCUGUGAGGAAAAAGCCAGGGGCUCUGUCGCCGGUGUCGUUCAGCCCUGUCUUGGCGCAGACUGUCGACCACGAUGAGCACUCUUGUCCCUUUAAGUCCAUUAAAGUGAACACUGUCUCCCUGCCCAGCAGGAAACCUAGAAGGGAAACAAGCUCUGACAACAUCCCUCCAGGGUACGAGCCCAUUUCCUUGCUGGAAGCUCUGAAUGGCCUUCGCUCUGUUUCCCCCUCCAUCCCGUCAGCUCCUCUGUAUGAAGAGAUCAGCUACUCUGGCGUGGUGGAUGGGAUGCCCCCUGCAAGCCGGCCACUUGUCGGGAUGGACAGAGCCGUGGAGAGCAGCCACCAAAAGGGCAAGCGGAGCAAGUCUCCAGAUAGCACACUACGGUCUCCCUCGUCGCCCAUCCACGAGGAGGAUGAAGAGAAGCUCUCCGAGGACUCCGACUCGCAGCCAGCGCUGAGCGGGGGUGAGCUGGUCCUGAGGGAGACCAGCUCUCCAGAGAGCAUGGCAGGGGAAGAGAUCGAGGAGGCCUCAUCCCUGCAGCAAGGUAGCCGUCCUCCCUCCGUCGAAGACGUCCUGCAGGACAGCAGCUGCAGUGAGCACAGGAGCUUGACGCAGUCGGAGAGCGACCCGCCGGUAGACGUCUACCUGCCAGCACUGGGUCCUGAUUCCUGCUCUAUUGGUAUAGAGGAGUAAGCUGGCUCAUCUGACUUCACCAAGACGCUCCCAGGCCUUGGCAGCGGCAGCCCCACGCAGCCCCUCCUCUUCGAGCAGACGCGUCUUCACCUGGAGGACGAGCAGAGCCUCUCGUGAGCGGGGCCGGCCCUCCCCGCCCCUGCCGCCGGCCCCCAGCCUCGGCCUCCACCUCCGCCCCGGGGCUGCCGGCCGGCUCGCUCGCGGGGAAGUGAGGCCGGGGCGAGGGGGCCUGGGCAGCCCCUCACCAAGGGCCUGCGCUCGCCCCACCUCGGGCUUUUUAAGAAGACGUGCAUGUUUCUAGAACUCUCCGUCUGCCAGCGUGGGGGGGGGGGGUAG